Molecule: messenger RNA, 1011 nt
Organism: Mycotypha africana
Lineage: Eukaryota; Fungi; Mucoromycota; Mucoromycetes; Mucorales; Mycotyphaceae
Product: WD40-repeat-containing domain protein
Exons: 3
Coding region: 1-1011 (336 amino acids)
Molecular function (GO): protein binding
Source: RefSeq, a predicted model, not a curated record
AUGGAGCUCUUACAAAGAUGGAACAAUAAUACAACUUCUCAUCUAAAAGAUUUCUAUACCUCGUCUUCCACACCAUCUCACUAUUUGUAUUACUAUCGACAACAACAAAAUUAUGAGAAUGAUUACCGAAUCAGGAGUGUCGUGGGCCACAAAGAUAGUAUUUACUGUGUUCAAUUUGACAGACGUAAAAUUGUUACAGGAAGUCGUGACAAAACUAUAAAGUUCUGGCACCAUGAUAACCCAUCUCAUUGUUAUAGAACUUUAUGUGGCCACGAAGCUAGCGUGCUUUGUCUUCAAUACAACGAUACAAUCUUGGUUUCUGGAUCAUCGGACCAUACCGUGAUUGUCUGGUCAAUGAAGAGUUUUGAAAUCCUUUACCGACUCUCUGGCCAUUUAUCUGGUGUAUUAGAUGUUUGUUUUGAAGACGCAAGCGACAACGACAAUCCUCUCAUCGCAAGCUGUUCAAAGGAUACUACCAUCAAAAUUUGGAAAGAUCAACGGUUGGUACGGUCAUUAUGUGGGCACAGGGGACCCGUAAACGCCAUUCAGUUUAAAGGAACUCGCCUCGUUUCGGCUUCGGGGGAUACCACGAUCAAACUGUGGGAUAUGACCACUGGCAAAUGUCUACGUGACUUUGAAGGCCAUACACACGGGCUAGCUUGUAUUCAAUUUGAUGGUAAAAAAAUUGUGAGCGGCGGCAACGAUAACAAAAUCAAAGUAUGGGAUGCGGAUACUGGUGACUGUAUUUUUACUUGUACAGGACACACGGGCUUGGUGCGGUCAUUGUUUUUUGAUCAAGACAAAAUCGUGAGUGGAAGUUAUGAUCAAAGUAUACGUAUCUGGAGUAUCAAAACCGGUGAGUGUAUUCGAAUAUUCAACAGAUGCCAUACAAGCUGGGUAUUUGAUGUUAUGUUUGAUGAAACACAGAUCAUAAGUACCAGCCAGGACCAAAAAAUAGUAAUCAUUGACUUUGCUCAUGAUUUGGAUACCACACAUAUAGUAAAAGUGUAA